Messenger RNA from Ectocarpus sp. CCAP 1310/34, 542 nucleotides. NCBI's taxonomy places the organism in Eukaryota, Phaeophyceae, Ectocarpales, Ectocarpaceae. The record is from the annotation of a GenBank genome assembly.
AUGAAGUCCUGUGUUGCAGCCGCUGCCUGCGUGGCCGGAGCCCAAGCCUUCGUGACACCCAGUGCGGCGGACCUUUACGACGCCCUGGCCAACGAAGACGAGGCGGCAACGGGGGAUGNGUGCGCAGACGCCAUCCGCCCACUUCUCAUAGAGAGCCGCUUGCAGGCGACCCGGCAGGACCUGGACACCUCAUCCGUCGGGCCGCGGAACGAUUUGUGGACAGAGGUCACCGCGCGCUUCCGAGACCCUGACCACCAGGUACACGGUCAUAGGUAGGGGGAUUGAUUGGGACGGAUCGGCCGAGAACUUUGCACAAAGACAGCAGUCGAAGUGUUUGUUGACACGCAUGCCGUAUGUUUAUGGUCAUGUUAGCCAUUGUACUCAACACCUCAUAACGUCCACGGGCGAUCGCCGUUGUUUUAGGUAAAAAGCCAUGAGGUACCCACCCCCAAGAGCGGGUCAACCUGCUGUUGACGUACACCGGUAACUUAUGGUGUUGUUGCUGACGCCGACGAAGAUCAUACUGCUGUAGUUGCUUCGAA